AUGGCGGCCGUUGGCUCUGCGCCGCCCUCUUCUCCCACUUCUCCAGCCUCUCCCACAAGUCCCGUCCACAGGAAACCUCUCCCUCACCAUGGCCUCUCACCCAUAGAGCGCUAUGACUGGGGGGAGAACUUGAAGCCCGGUUCCGGCGUUCCUGAUUCAUCUCCCCGUAUCCGUCAGCCGCCCAUGUCGCCCGUCAAGGUCAAUUUCCAGCCAGAAGACUGGGCCAGGCCCUCGGCCGGCACUAUCGAGACUCAUAUCCCUCACGCAGGCCCCAUUCCAGCGCCUGUUUACGAACGACCCCUCCCUAAGUCACCCGAAGCUCCCACGCCCCCUCCUCAUACUCCCCAGCAGUACGGGGCUGAACAGAGGCAAUGUCAAGCUUACCAACCGUAUAACCCCCAACAACAACCAUGGCAACAGUAUAGCCAGCCACAACAACCUUCGCAAAUACCUGCUGCUGCGCAGAAUUAUGUGCCAGGUGCUGAGAACUCGCUCUCGCCGACCACAGCGGUUACCCCGGCGUCAAAUGGCGUCAGAGCCCCCCAACCCAACGGGCCGGUCAAGAGGAACAGCCGAGAGUCGGAUUCCACGGAGAGUACGUCUCAGCAGCCGACUUCGGCCGAGUCCUCGGCGACGACGAGUGACAGCUCCAUGUCCGGUGUCCUCGACUGCGCAGAUAACCAGGACAACAAGUCGGCCGACGCAUCCAUCGAAAGCGUACCCAUUGACGAGAAUGCCCCGCCUCCCGAACCUGUGCAGCCGCUGCAGUACCACCAUCAAGCCUUCCUCCCGCGACCCCCGAGCCUGACCGACCAGGAUCCUCGCGCCCAGUCCAGUUCGAAUCUAGAAACCGGGGCAGCCGUCAACCGCCAUCUGACCCCCAACGCGAAAUACAUGAGGAGAAGCUCACUACCGCGCCCGCAGUCGGCCUACUCGGUAACGUCCGAGUAUGGUGUUCGCGGCCGCUCCCCAAAUUUGUAUGGUAACUCGCAGUACCGGUCGCCGUCUUCGACGAGGAGAUCACCCGAUGUGCGGCCCUCGUCGUACGUAGAGCUGCUCAGCAUGCCCUACCCGCAGCAGGCGCCGGCGCCCAUCUCGAUGGAUAACUCGCAGCUGCGCUCGGUCGUGGGCAGCAACGCGUCCCUGCUCAGCACGGAGAAGACGCUCGAGAUGUACCGGCAGAAUGUGAAGAAGACGAACGAUUUUGCUACGCUCUACUCGUUCGCAGUCUUCCUCAUCGCCACGGCGCAAGAAAUGGGCUUCGAUCCCGCGGAGCCACAUAAACAGCAGCGGACAAAGAGUCCCAAGCCAGACGGCGGCAGCAACGGCGCCACGUCAUCAUCUCCGUACGACCUGGUGCGUGAAGCGCGCGCCAUCCUACAGAAGUUGAGCAACAACGGGUACCCGUUCGCGCAGUACUACCUUGCCGAUGGCUACGCAUCGGGCCUGUUCAGCAAGGGCAAGGAGGACUACAACUCGGCCUUCCCCCUGUUCGUCCUCGCUGCCAAACACGGCCACGCAGAGUCCGCCUACCGUACCGCGCUGUGCUACGAGUUCGGCUGGGGCUGCCGCAAAGACCCUGCCAAGGCCGUUCAGUUCUUGCGUUCUGCCGCCUCCAAGCGCCACCCGGGGGCCAUGACCCGCCUGGGCGUCGCCUGCUUGUCUGGCGACCUCGGCGAGAAGCGCUACCGCGAGGGCAUCAAGUGGCUCAAGCUUGCUGCGGAAGCGGCCGACAGCAUAUACAACGCGGCGCCUUACCAUCUCGGCUGCCUGUACGAGCAUGGGUACGGCGACGAUAUCUUCCAGGAUGAGAGCUAUGCCGCCGAGCUUUUCACUCAGGCCGCCCAACUGGGCCACCCCGAGGCCAAUUACCGCAUGGGCGACGCCUACGAGCACGGCAAGCUCAAUUGCCCGCGCGAUCCGGCGCUGAGUGUGCAUUUCUACACGGGCGCCGCCGAGCGCGGACAUCCAGCCGCCAUGAUGGGCCUCUGCGCCUGGUAUAUGGUGGGCGCCGAGCCCGUCCUGGAGCGCGAUGAAGAGGAGGCGUAUGAGUGGGCUAGGCGGGCUGCCGAGCUCGGUUAUGUAAAAGCGCAGUAUGCUGUGGGUUACUUCACCGAGAUGGGCAUCGGCUGCCGGCGCGACAUCCUCGAGGCUAACGUGUGGUAUGUCAAAGCGGCUGACGCUGGCGACGAGCGCGCCAAGCAGCGCAUUGCAGCCAUCCGGGCGGCCGCUAGCGGCGGUAACCUGCCUGAUGGCCCGGCAAAGAUCAGCAAGAAGAAGCAGCAUGGCGGUGUCGAUAAGGACGAUAAGGAGUGCAUUGUCAUGUGA
Messenger RNA from Thermochaetoides thermophila DSM 1495, 2328 nucleotides. Its product is annotated as putative chitin synthase regulatory factor. The record is from RefSeq and is a predicted model, not a curated record. The coding region runs from base 1 to 2328 and encodes 775 amino acids. The transcript has 2 exons. Gene Ontology annotation, molecular function: protein binding. Lineage: Eukaryota; Fungi; Ascomycota; Sordariomycetes; Sordariales; Chaetomiaceae.